Pelecanus crispus (Dalmatian pelican) is the source of this 866-nucleotide messenger RNA. NCBI's taxonomy places the organism in Eukaryota, Metazoa, Chordata, Aves, Pelecaniformes, Pelecanidae. The record is from RefSeq and is a predicted model, not a curated record.
AUGCCGGCCUGUGCUGGUGAAAAUGAACCAGUUCAGAAAUACGUUCAGGAAGUGAUCACUCGAGACAAAGCAGCUCAAAGUCUGCGACCCUCUUUAGGAAGCACUCAACGAAUCAUUCAGGAACUCCGUUCCUCCAAGCAAGUGAAAAGGAAGGAAAACCGUUACCGUGUAAUAGCCAGCCAUCGACCAAACUGUACUGAAACAGUUGCACCUCUCACAAAUGGCGAGGCAUCCAUUGAUGGUGACAGAUCAGACUCUGAAGCAGUGGAAGGCGCUUCACAAAAGGAGAGCGGUGCUGUUGAUAAGAGUUUGGACUGCUGUGGGAAGUUCCAGUUGUUUGAUAUUGAACAAGAAGAGGAGGUGGUGGGAGACUCCAGUGUAACUGCUGCAAACCCACAGCAGAAGACUGAUCCAGAUGUCAUUCUUUGCAAUGCAGUAGAGAUGAUCCGUGAGCGUUUAAAUGUUUCUGAAGAUGGUAAAAAAGAGCACCGUGAGAAAGAAGAUGAGUAUGUUUAUGACAUCUACUACAUGGAAACAUCAGCCCCUGGUUGGAUCCAAAAUAUCCUUUCUGUACAGCCCUACAGAGAAGAAUAUGAACUGGUAGAUGAUGAUCAUGUUCCAGGGGAAAUAUAUGAAGAUGAAGAUGAUGAAAAUGAUGAAAAUAACUGGCGUAAUGAUUAUCCUGAUGAAGAUGAAUUCUUACCUGAGGAAGAUGGUGAUGGAGAAAAAGAGUCUGAAGAGAGCUUCAGUGACGAGGACCAAUGUUACAGGAGAAGAACAUGGAACAAAUACCGACAGGAGGUUCUACAGGAAUUUGGAUAUGAUGAGAUCCAGGAUUUGGAUUCUGACUAAACAGCCCUUUUUUG